AUGGAACGGGAUUGCUCCACGAAUUUAUGCUCAGAUAAUGUCUCCGCAAACUGUGCACAGCCAUUGACAAAAUCCUGUUCCAGUCAAGACAUAUCACGUUCGGCUAUUCCACCUCCGGCAAACCCAUUUUCUCCACUAUCGAAUCCACGUGGCGCUGACUUUAAAUGCGAAGUUUGCUCUAAGCCAGCAUACUUGCAGUGCUCGUUCAACGUAGGCCAUCAAAAGAUGGAUUGGCUUGGCAUUCAUGAGAGAAUCUGUUCUACACUGGAAUGGCUACGGAAGCCUCCGGGGUUCUAUUCCUCACAAGAAGAACGUCAAGAGAAAAUGGAAAGGAUAAAAAAGGCUCAGACCAAUUUAUUCGAAGUAACAAGAAACACAGGAUUGAAAUUGCUAUUUAAUGGAAUGGCGGAGGCUGCUAUCCCAGCAGCUCUUCAGUGCCUAAAAUUUUCAGCUGAGGUGUUUGGCAUGGCUAGCGUUGAGCUAGUUAUCCCACACCUUCUUUUGGCUGAAGCUAACAUAAUGCUCAGGCGUUUGGAACAAGCUGAAUCGAAUCUCGCUCAAGCUCAAUGGAUAAUGCUUAAAACUCAGCAUGAAUGUUCUGAUGCUAUACGAUCAGCGAUCUAUUAUUCGUCUUGUGCCCACGGUCCAAAUCACAUCCGCACGGCUGGUGGAUAUUUCCAAAUGGCGGAGGUGUUCUACAAGCUUUACCUAAAUGAAAGAGAUAUUGCUUGUGAAGAAGUUGGAAAAGAAGCCAACAAAGAAACAGAUCGAUGCCCUCAAGGCAUGAUAAAUCCCUCGGCUGCGCAACAGAUUCCCGGAAUGGAUGGAUGCCGUCCGAUGCCACCAGCCUUAGUGCUUAAGAAUCCCGACUCCUGCGACGACUUCGCUUUGUCCCCUAACUCAUCCCUUUUUCUCUCGAGGGUGUACAAAAAACCCUCAGUGCUUCCAAAGCCCGCGCAUAAGGAUCAAGUUGCGGAUGACUUAUACGCGAGAGUGGUCAAUAUUUGGGCCGAUCAUUUGUCCUCCAUUAUUGUCACACGAAUUAAAAAGCCCGCCUUAUCGGGCGAAUGUGAUCCCGCCUUUAUGGAGUUGCAACCAGUUGUUGAAAAGGAACUUGAUGAAACAGAUGCUGCAGAAGCCAAAAAGAUGCUAACGUCAAUCAACCGGUAUAGGAGUCAAAGAGCUGCGUUGGACGGAGCUGAGUUUGGCACCUCGGCAGCCGGUCGUCCUGAUCCUCGGACCCGCCUGCUUCUCGCUCUAUCCAUGCUUUUCUGGCUGCUUAACGAUAAAGCCAAGGCGAAGCAGUACUAUGAAGAUGCCACCGUGGCUGUGAAAAAGGCAGACGAAAAUCGAAAGCUAUCAUCGGAGCUUGAUCAAAUGAAAAACUUGCUUAAGCUAUGA
This is a messenger RNA of Hydatigera taeniaeformis, 1401 nucleotides long. Lineage: Eukaryota; Metazoa; Platyhelminthes; Cestoda; Cyclophyllidea; Taeniidae. The record is from the annotation of a GenBank genome assembly.